Molecule: messenger RNA, 1677 nt
Organism: Sclerotinia sclerotiorum 1980 UF-70
Lineage: Eukaryota; Fungi; Ascomycota; Leotiomycetes; Helotiales; Sclerotiniaceae
Exons: 6
Coding region: 1-1677 (558 amino acids)
Molecular function (GO): zinc ion binding; nucleic acid binding
Source: RefSeq, a predicted model, not a curated record
AUGGAAAAGUUUGACGAGAUCAAAGCUGAACUACUACACGACAACAGAGCAUUCGUGCCAAAUGCAGAUAUCAAAUAUAUUGGGUGGCUAUCCAGAGCCGCGCUUACUAAAAAGGCCUCAACCAUAAUUGUAGAGUUCACCAACCCAGAAGACGCCAACAAAAUAAUUGACGAAGGUCUUAUCUGGCAGGGAGAGGCAUUUCAAUGCGAGAGAUACGACAGACAAUGCCGACUGAAGCAAUGCUAUAAGUGUCAAAGAUACGGCCACAUAGGAACCCAGUGCAAAGCUAAUACAGCAUGUGGCUACUGUGCGAAAGCACACAACUCGAAAGAUUGCCCUGAUAAAUCGGAUAAGUCCACUACAAGGAACUGUGUGGUGUGCAGAGGAGCACACGAAGCAUGGAAUAAUCGAUGUCCGGCUCGCAAGGAAGAAUUAAGCAAAGUGAAAGCAGCAUAUGAUGCUAGACAACCAUAUCACUUCGUCCCAUCAUCAAAAGAUAAAUCACCACUUAAUCAGACUAACCCCUACUUAACACCAACAGAAUUGGCAAUGAUAGCCAACGGAAGCCAGAGGGGGAGACCAGGCAAUAUAUCAACAGGAUUAACCCCUUCUACACCAUCACUCAUACCAGGGAGACAAAAUGCUCGAAGCAAAUCUCCCACCAAGGGUAGAGCAACUAAAAGAAGCUAUAUAGGAAAUACAGCAGAAAGCACACAGGAUGAAAAUGAAGACAUCAUCCUAGAAGAUUUCAAUUUACAUCACGAAUAUUUGGGUGGCCUGAAAAUACAUUUAAGAAUAGUACAACGACCGCAAAGAAAUAUAUAUGACUGGCCCAAUGUGGAUAUGCAAAAGCUACGCGCAAACCUUAUAUAUAAUUUACCUGUGCUCCGUUCUCCUAGAACAGAAACAGCACUAGACAGAUAUGUAGACGAGGUGGUAAAAGCUCUGCAGCUUGCCAUCGACCAAGCUAUACCAUUAAAGAGAUGGUCUCCAAGAGCAAGAGCAGGCUGGACUUUAGAGUGUAAGGAGCUACAGGCUGAAGCACCCCGAAACGAAAAAGGAAGAGUCAUCCGACAGGCGCUACUUCAGGGCCAUCGGGAACAAGUCGGAAAAGCUACAGAGAAUCCGGAAAGUAUGUGGAAACUAGCAAAGUGGGCAAGAAAUAGAGGAGAGGUAGCAGCAAUAACUACCCCGGUACUUAAAGAUCCAAACUCAGAUAUCGAAUAUACAAAGGCACAAGACAAAGCGAAGCUCUUCCAAAAAGCUUUCUUUCCCGCCCCUCCAGAACCGGAUCUCCAAGAUAUACGCGAAGCCAAUUACUCAACCAACAUUCCUUUCCCAGAUAUUAAAGACAAAGAAAUAUACCUAGCUAUCAAAUCAACACCUCCAUUUAAAGCAGCAGGCCCAGAUGGUAUCAUAAACCAAGUCCUUCAUAUCACCGCUAGCCAAAUGGCCCCCCAUCUAACAAGAAUAUUCAACACCAGCUUAAAACUAGGAUACUGCCCGGCGCACUUUCGACAAUCUACUACAAUCGUUAUUAAAAAGCCCGAAACAUACGAAACGAAAACAGGCAUCCCCCAAGGAUCACCAUUGUCGCCUAUCCUAUACCUAUUCUAUAAUGCCGACCUAUUAGAAAUAUGCAACCAAGAACCAAACACAUUAGCUACUGGUAUUUGA